This is a messenger RNA of Epithele typhae, 1188 nucleotides long. RefSeq lists its product as uncharacterized. The transcript is spliced from 3 exons. The coding region runs from base 1 to 1188 and encodes 395 amino acids. NCBI's taxonomy places the organism in Eukaryota, Fungi, Basidiomycota, Agaricomycetes, Polyporales, Epitheliaceae. The record is from RefSeq and is a predicted model, not a curated record. Gene Ontology annotation, cellular component: small-subunit processome; nucleolus. Gene Ontology annotation, biological process: maturation of SSU-rRNA from tricistronic rRNA transcript (SSU-rRNA, 5.8S rRNA, LSU-rRNA).
AUGGCUUCCGCGGACGUGGAAGAACCGACGACUUCAGCCCCUCCGGAGGAGAAUGUGCAGGCUCUAUGCGAGCUGCUGGACCAGAUGAGGGGAAGCAUGUCGGCUGCUAGGGACAUUGUGAAGUCUUUGCACGACAAGCAAAACUCCACGUCUGAACUCGACACGCGCGACGGCAUCUCCUUGCUCUCCCUCAAGCACCACAUGAUGCUCUCCUACCUCCAAUCACUUUCCCUCAUCGUCGCGCGCCGCGCAAUUGGCCACUCCCUCACCGAGCGGAGUCCUCCAAGUGCCUCGUUCAGUGCCAAAGACCGCCCUGCCCGGGGAGCCGGCGCUGGGGAUCGUGUCGAUGCCGCGAUCGAGGCGAGGGUGGUGUUGGAGAAGGUCAAGGUGCUCGAGGGCCGGAUGAAGUACCAGAUCGACAAGCUCGUCCGCGCCGCCGAGGAGGGUCCUUCCGUCGACAAAAACAUCGCGAACGACCCCCUCGCGUUCCGUCCGAACCCACAGGCCCUCAUGGACCAAGCCUCCGGCUCGGAAGGCGAGGACGACGCGGUCACCGACGGCGCCGCGCGCGACGGCAUCUACCGCCCGCCCAAGCUCGCGCCGAUGCCCUACACCGACGCCCCGCGCCCCUCCAAAGACAAGAAGCGCGCGCGCGUCCCCGCAGCGCUCGCGCACCUCGCGCACCUCGAUCCGUCCCGCCCCGACGCGGAGUCGACGUCGGGCCUCGGCGGUGCGGCGCCCGGCGGUGCGGGCGGCGCGCACCGUUCCGCGCGCGCGCGCGAGCUCGCACGCAUGACCGCGUUCGAGGAGGAGAACUUCACGCGGCUGGUGAUGAAGAAGCGGGACGCGCGCGCGCGCGAACUCGACGAGGCCGACGUCGCGCUGGGCGGCACCGGCACAGUCUCCGCGCGGCGCGCGCGCCCGGGGGGCGGGCUCGACGCCGAGUUCGGGGACAUCCUGCGCGCCGUCGGGCGCGGGGCGGGCAGGGGCCGCGCGGUCGUCGGGGACGGGUACGAGGAGCUGAGGCAGCGGGGGAAGAAGCAGGGCGUGCUCGCGCGGGCGCGCUCGCGCGAGGACGCGGGGGAGGACCUGGGCGAGGACGGGCCGCGGCAGAGGAAGCGGAGCCGGUUCGAGAAGGAGGUCAAGGCGUCGAAAAAGCGGGCGCUGUCCAAUGGCCGGCGCGCCUGA